This is a messenger RNA of Vicia faba (fava bean), 1272 nucleotides long. Lineage: Eukaryota; Viridiplantae; Streptophyta; Magnoliopsida; Fabales; Fabaceae. The record is from the annotation of a GenBank genome assembly.
AUGACUAUAGUUACAAACACAUUCAAAGAAAAACGCAACAAAAUAUACAUUCAUUCUAUCAUCUAUGGUCUCCCACUCAUAGUUCUAAUUUAUCUAUAUUUUUAUUCCAACUUCUUUGCUCCAUUUUCCAUUCCCAUUACUUCCAUGAAUCACAACUCUUCUCUUUUAGCUUUCACUCCAUUGACAAAAGAAAAAGAAAAACCUUAUGAGAAGCUAUGUGACUAUACAAAAGGAAGAUGGAUCCGCGAUAUGAGAGGACCAUUGUAUAAUGGAACAACAUGUAAUAUUAUCAAGAACAAACAAAAUUGCAUCGUCAAUGGAAGACGUGAUACAAGCUAUCUUAAUUGGAGAUGGAAACCAGAUGAGUGUAGUCUUUCAUCUUUUGAACCUAAUAUUUUUCUUAAAUUUAUAAAAAACAUGAAUGUAGCUUUUGUUGGGGACUCUUUAGCAAAUAACCAAUUAGAGUCCCUUGUUUGUUUAUUAUCCACGGUUUCAAAACCACAACGAAUCCGUCAUCAAGGCGCGGAUUCGACGUAUUACUUUGCCUCGCAUAAUACAAAUUUGUCACUCUAUUGGGCUCCGUUUCUUGUUAAAGGUGAUCAAAGAAGAAAAGACGGGCCGCCGUAUAAUAAAAUAUAUUUGGAUCAAGUAAAUGAGUUGUGGGCUAAGAAUAUAGCUCAAAUGGAUUUGAUAGUGUUGUCAUUUGGUCAUUGGAUGGAUGUUCCUUCAAUUUACUAUGAGAAUGAUUCGGUUAGAGGUUGUUUUAGAUGUCGCGAAGUUAAAAUUAAGUACAAAGAUAUUGGAUUUUAUGUUGCAAUGAGAAAGGCUUUAAGGAUUACACUUAAUGACAUAAUUGAGAGGAAAGUUAUUAAAGGGAAUGGACUUGAUGUGAUUGUGAGAACAUAUUCACCUACUCAUUUUGAAGGUUCUUGGGAUAAGGGUGGUACUUGCUCAAAGAUGGAACCAUAUGAACCAGAGGAGAAGAAACUUAAAGGAAUAGAUGCGGAUAUAAGAAAUCUUGAGAUGGAGGAAUUUGAAAAAGUUAAGGAAAAAGCUAAACAAAAUGGACUUAAUUUGGAUGUGCUUGAUAUAACGAAUUUGUCAUUGUUGAGACCAGAUGGUCACGCGGGUGCUUAUUGGAAUUCUUUUCCGUUCGCAAAAGGAAUUCCAAAAAAAGUACAAAAUGAUUGUGUUCAUUGGUGUUUACCAGGAGUUGUAGAUACUUGGAAUGAGAUUUUUUUUGAGAUGAUAAAGAAGGGAAAAACCAUCUAA